This is a messenger RNA of Sphaeramia orbicularis (orbiculate cardinalfish), 2971 nucleotides long. It is a transcript of the gene cdk14, whose product is annotated as cyclin dependent kinase 14. The transcript has 15 exons. The coding region runs from base 219 to 1793 and encodes 524 amino acids. NCBI's taxonomy places the organism in Eukaryota, Metazoa, Chordata, Actinopteri, Kurtiformes, Apogonidae. Gene Ontology annotation, molecular function: cyclin-dependent protein serine/threonine kinase activity; cyclin binding; ATP binding. The record is from RefSeq and is a predicted model, not a curated record. Gene Ontology annotation, cellular component: nucleus; cytoplasm; cytosol. Gene Ontology annotation, biological process: protein phosphorylation.
AGCAGGGAGCGACUGGGACGCGGAGGAAAGAAAGACACAAGUCCGAGCUCCAGCUGAUUUUUUAGGAUCCAACCGCAAACACGCGCAUCCGGACACGUCAGGUUACGCACGGGUCCCACUUUGGAUGCGUGUGCUCCGGCUGGACUUUGACUGCUUUUUGGUGUUUUUGGUGGAUAUGUUGUUGCAUUCUUGUGGAAGGCUUUGGCUUUUCCCAGUGGAUGAGUGAAGGCAGAGCCGCUGCGUGUCCUGUGUGUGUGUGUGCGGCCGGGCUGAAGCAGCCGCGCACGGCAGAGCGCCUCCGCUCCUCCGCUCCUCCGUCCGAACCCUGCCUGAGCAGCGGCACAGAAGUCUGGAAGGAAAAAGACAGAAAGGAAAAAAGAAUGUGCGACCUGAUGCCAGCCUCCCAGCCCGUGGAGAAAAUGGGCAAAAUGAAAAAGUUGAGGAGAACUUUGUCUGAGAGUUUCAGGAGCAUCACUUUCAAGAAAGAGGACAGCGGAUUUGAUGAGAUAUGUGUCACAAAGAUGUCCACACGCAGCGUCCAGGGAUCAGACUCGGUCAUCAAACCCCUGGACACCAUCCCUGAGGACAAGAAGGUGAGAGUUCAGCGCACGCAGAGCGGCUUCGACCCGUUCGAGAAGCCCGCCAGCCAGGUGAAGAGGGUCCACUCCGAGAACAAUGCCUGCAUCAACGCCAAGAGCUCCUCCGCCGGCAAAGAGUCGCCCAAACUGCGCCGCCACUCCAGCCCCAGCUCUCCAACCAGCCCCAAGUUCGGAAAGGCAGAUUCCUACGAAAAGCUGGAGAAACUGGGAGAAGGUUCAUAUGCUACAGUUUACAAAGGGAAAAGCAAGGUGAAUGGGAAGCUGGUGGCUCUGAAGGUGAUUCGUCUGCAGGAAGAAGAAGGAACGCCUUUCACAGCCAUAAGAGAAGCGUCUCUUCUGAAAGGUCUGAAGCAUGCCAACAUCGUGCUCCUCCAUGACAUCAUCCACACCAAGGAAACCCUGACUCUGGUCUUUGAAUAUGUGCACACAGACCUGUGUCAGUACAUGGACAAACACCCUGGGGGUCUGCACCCGGACAAUGUGAAGCUCUUCCUGUUCCAGUUACUCAGAGGCCUGUCCUACAUCCACCAGAGGUACAUCCUCCACCGUGACCUGAAACCACAAAACCUGCUCAUCAGCGACACUGGAGAGCUCAAACUGGCUGACUUUGGUCUGGCCAGGGCCAAGUCGGUCCCCAGCCAUACUUACUCCAAUGAGGUGGUGACCCUGUGGUACCGGCCCCCAGAUGUCCUGCUGGGAUCCACCGACUACUCCACCUGCCUGGACAUGUGGGGCGUGGGCUGCAUCUUCAUCGAGAUGAUCCAAGGAGUGGCUGCCUUUCCUGGGAUGAAGGACAUCCAGGAUCAGCUGGAGAGGAUAUUCCUGGUCCUUGGAACCCCGUCUGAGGACACCUGGCCUGGUGUCAACUCCCUGCCUCACUUCAAACCAGACCGCUUCACAGUGUACAGCGCUAAGAAGCUCAGACAAGCGUGGAAUAAGUUGGGUUAUGUCGACCAUGCUGAGGAGUUGGCCUCCAGGUUCCUCCAGUGCUUCCCAAAGAACCGCUUGUCCGCCCAGGCAGCACUGAACCAUGAGUACUUCAGCAACCUUCCUCCUCGGCUCUGGGAGCUGCAGGACAUGUCUUCUAUCUUCACCGUACCAAAUGUCAAGCUGCAGACAGAGAGCGGGGACAGCAUACAGGUGUGUGCACGACGGAACAGUCAUGGAAAGGCAUCCUCUGGCAGCAAACACUGACCUGAGGCGGCUUCCUGCACACGACUGCCUGACAGGUGGCGGUUGUAAAACAAAAAAAGAUGAAGACACACAUGCUGAGAUGGAGGAUCCAGACGAAUGGAGGAGCCCCAGUUCUCUUUAUUUAUUACCUUCACAAUGUGUGUGUGUUUGUGUGUGUGUGUGUGUGUGAGUGAGUGUGUGUGUGCAUGGGAAGACGAGAGCGUGUCGCCCAUAGACAUGGAUGCAUGUGUGCAUUAUGGACGGUAUCUAAGAGUUCAGGCUAUCAUUUGCAGAUUUUGUUUACUUUUUAUAAGGUUCCAAUAACUCCUAUAUCAUUGUCACAGUAUAAACAAAAAGGACUUUGCUAUUGGUACAUAUUGUGUUUUGUGUUUGUAACUAGCCUCCUAUUUAAGAAUGUAUAUUUGUAUGUACGAUAUACUCAUCUAGAAACUAUAUAAUGGACGAUUUUAAUAUUGCUUCAUCUUCACACCACUAUUCCUGCUCUUGCCAACACAUAAACGGACAAACACACACAGGAAACGAACAAAAAUAAUACAGUCAGUGAAAAGAUUAAGUUUUCCAUUUCUUUCUGAGCAGGUUUGACUCGAAACAGUUGAACCAAAACUAAUAAUAAUAGCGACGGGAGGCUUUCGGAAGGUGUGACGCAUCCCCUGGCGGCCAUUUUGGAGGUCCUGUAACUCAGCAGAGUUAACGGAAAGUAUUUCAGAUGGAGGUUUCAUCUAUAUUUUAGGAAAUUAAAGGUACGUGUAGCUUUCGUGUUAAUGCACAAGCUAAUUGUAGUGUUUAUUUGUGUCAUCGUACUUCUGUUGGCAUUAACAGAUGUAGUUUAAUCACAAUAAAGCAGCUAGUUAUUAAGACUUUAAGAGGUCAGUAGGAGGUUUUAUGUUCGAUACUUACUAAUUUUAUAUUCUUUUUUGUUAUAGAUGAGCAUUAUUUAAGAAAAACAAAGCAUUUUUCUUUGCCACCUGGGUCUUAUUUUUGUAGUUUUCAGUCUUCUAACUUAACUGUAGAGGUUUUAGCGACUGCAAUCAGCAUUUUCACCAAAGAACAGCUUCACCAGUCCAAGGUUUGACACCAAUGAAACUGUGAAACAUGAAGGUUUAAUGUUCUGACAGGCUGCAGUAAUGUGUUUUAUACAUGGUGUUAUCUCAGUGCAGUCUGGUACAGAAGAUAUUAUA